Messenger RNA from Entelurus aequoreus (snake pipefish), 1798 nucleotides. It is a transcript of the gene ccdc15, whose product is annotated as coiled-coil domain containing 15. Gene Ontology annotation, cellular component: centrosome. The transcript is spliced from 10 exons. The coding region runs from base 229 to 1398 and encodes 389 amino acids. Lineage: Eukaryota; Metazoa; Chordata; Actinopteri; Syngnathiformes; Syngnathidae. The record is from RefSeq and is a predicted model, not a curated record.
CCCCUCCGUACCAGAGGGGCAGUAUUGUACUAUUGAGCUGCCUAGUAGUCAAGUACAAGACAAGUGAGCGAAACUCAAAUCGGUUUUUAACGUCUUUGACGGAAGUAAUUGUUCCUUACUUUUAGUGCGAUAACAAGUCAACGUUCAUUCUUCUUACAGCUAACAACAUUGAUGUUUUAAAGACGACUACAACGACAAAUCCCGAGAAAGUGUUGUCAGUUAGCGGACAUGUUUGCUAGCCGAGCGAAAACGGUUGGGGACAAAUCUCCGAGCCGACGGAGAAAAGUGCAUGGAACCAACAAGGUGAUGGCCGAGAGGAACCAGACUGUGGUGGCGGUGGGAGCCUGGGUGGAGGACGGCCAGGACUUCGAGGAGAAUCCGUGUGACUUGGCCUCUUAUACAGACGAGCUCCAGGCAGACAGAAUGAGGGAACGCGAAGUCAGGCUUCGUAGGUUUCAAGAGGAUGUGCGCCAUCGUGUGGCGGUCAUCCGCAAGUGCCAGGAAACACAAUCCGAGGUUGACAAGAGAAUCCCGAAACAACAUCACCACCUCCAGUGGACUCAAAGGGAGACGGACACGAGUGAGCUGCGUGACGGAGCGAGGCAGAUCCGACUCAGACUGGCGGCCCGCAGGACCAGCCUGUGUGACGAGGGGACGUCACAGCUGCCUGCAGACAGCUGGAACAUCUCGCUAAGCAGACAUGAGGAUGACCACAUUCAGGAGGAAGAGGAAGGCGGCAGAGAUCAUUUGCCGGUCGUCAAAGAACACAAAUGUCCUCUCGUUCGGCAGCCGGCGAGCAGAAGUCAACGUGUUGUGGACCAGUCUGAGCCUGAUCUCAAGUCCAGCGCCAGAGUCCCGAAGGUCGUGUGGCCUCUGCAGGACCAGGAGACAUUGAGGAGACAGCAGCAGUCUCACUUCCUGACGCAGCGCCGCCGCUUCAUGACCGCCGACAGGGAGCGAGUGAAACAGAGCAAGCAGCACAGGAAACACCUGAAGAAGACUGACAGGUUGAAAGCGGGGAAGGAGAAGGCUCGCCUGGAAGAGGAGCGUCGGCUGGAGCGAACGCGGCAGCUCACUCAGGUCAGACAGCGGCUGGAGGAGAGAGAGGUGCUCAUUCUGGAGCGCCUCAAGCUGGAGGAGGAGGAGAGAGCCGCCGAGAUGGAAAGAAGGAAAAGGCCGGAGAAGAGCAAAGUAACCACCAGGUAUGUGGAGGCCUUGAGGGCUCAACUGAAGCAGAAGAUGUCCGACAAGAAGCUGGACUUUCCUCCCCUCUGCUGCUGCGCGUCCUCCUUCUGGGACUCGCACCCGGACUCGUGCGCCAACAACUGCAUCUUCCACAACAAUCCUAAAGAGUACGCACAGGCCUUACAUUCCGCAGUGUUGACUCUGGACUUAUAGUAACCAGAGACGAAGACCACUUCUUUGUGAUCACUAAAGACUGCAGUGUGUCUGAUGACCUGGAGGGGGCGACACCCGCAGUCACCUGUAAUGCUUUUGAAAGAAAUGGAUAGUUUUGGAAUAAUCCUGUGAGGUGACGGAAACACAAUCAAGGUUUUUUUUUAAGUAAGAUUAUGAUUUUUCCAAAUAGUAAAUUGGCUUUUAUUAGUUAUUUGAUGAUAAAGUGUGACUUUAUGUAAUUAUUGAAUAAUACAUGCAUGAAAGGUGGGCCGUCUUUAUUAAAUAGUCCUUAAAGUUUGCUGUAAGAAUAAUUAUAAUAAUAACAUGUGGGCCAUUCCACCAAAUCAGUGUCAUUUGCAUGUUGUAAUUAUUUCAAAAUAAACUUACUUUUCUGUCUGUU